Messenger RNA from Macrobrachium nipponense, 6116 nucleotides. Its product is annotated as mucin-19-like. The coding region runs from base 1 to 4935 and encodes 1644 amino acids. Gene Ontology annotation, molecular function: chitin binding. The transcript is spliced from 6 exons. Lineage: Eukaryota; Metazoa; Arthropoda; Malacostraca; Decapoda; Palaemonidae. The record is from RefSeq and is a predicted model, not a curated record. Gene Ontology annotation, cellular component: extracellular region.
AUGGCGGAGAAAGGAUGCUAUAAAAGGCGAGGAAUGACUGCCGCUCUCAUCAGUACAUCCACACGUGCGGGACCCGCUGUGUCUUCUUGCCUCUCGCACUUGCUGACUGGGAGUAGCCUUUGUAUUAAGAAUUACACAGCAAUGACGACGUUACGGCCCCACAGGGUCUUAUUCAUAGCCAUCGGACUCAUAGCAUGGACCUGUUUCGCGGUUAGAGCACAAGAAGAGGAAGCCGUCUUCAAUGCACUGACAGCAGUGGACAUUAUUAGGCUUGGUGAUCCAGAUGAUGACAUGAUAGUUGGUGAAGCUGGCAGCAAUUACCCAACAUAUGCUGAAGUACCCAAUACUUCUUUUAGUUGUGAACAGCAAGGCUUUCCUGGUUAUUAUGCUGAUCAAGAUACUCAAUGCCAAGUCUUUCACAUUUGUGUCACUCAAGGUCGACGGCUUGAGAAGUUUUCCUUCUUGUGCCCCAAUGGAACCAUCUUCAAUCAGCAGUACUUAGUGUGUGUUUGGUGGUAUGAUUUUGACUGUGGCCAGGCUUCGUCUUUGUAUAGCAUUAAUGCUGACAUCUUUGGUGACACCCCUUCAACUCUUCCCAGCAAUUUUCUUGAUGAUGUCACCGGAACGGCAGCUGCUAGUGCCCCAAGAGGUCGGCCUACUACAGCCAGAUUUCCAGUAACAGGAAGUGGUCCACAAGGUGAUUUGUCUGACGGUGGAAUAUUACCAUUUUCACCCCGAGAAGGUGUUACUGGCAGCAGAGGGGGUUUACCCACUAUAGCUAGUGACCCAGAUACUAGAGUAGGGCUACCCACUGUUACUGGGGACCAAGGUAGUAGAAGAGGAUUAACAACGCCACCAGGUGGCCAAGGCACAAGAGGUGGAUUACCCAGUUCACCAGGUGAACAGGGCACUAGAGGGGCACUACCUACUUCUGUAGCUGGCCAAGGUACAAAAGUUGAACCACUCUCUGCAGCAAUUGGUCAAGGUAUUGGAGGAGGAUUACCUUCUUCAGUAGCUAUCCAAGAUGCAAGAGGUGAAUUACCCAGUUCAGGAACUAGUCAAAGUACUAGAGGUGGAACAUCUGAAAAUUUGCCAUCCAAGGUUAGUGGUACACAAAACUUAGGAGGAUUUCCAAGCACCCUUGGAAUUCAAAGCAGGCCUGGAACUUCUGGAUCCACUCUUGAUUCUACACGUAGGCCAGGCAUAUCUAGAGACAAAACAGGAGCUACAGGAAUAGAAGCAGGAGCCCAAACUAUAUCACAGUUACCUGCUGAUGUUAGUAAUAGAGGAGGACUUUCCUCUGGUUUUGUGGAGGAAUCAUCUAUUACUCCUGGGUUUGGAAUAAGUCAACCAGGUACCUCAGGGACGCCCACUGCUUCAAGAAUUAGGCCUACAACUGCAGGAGUUUCUUCAGGUGGAAUAACAAGCACUGAUGAAGGGCAGCUAGUAGAUCUGGGUAGUCAAACAAGUGAAGCAGGAAUUACUGGCUCAGGUGGUGGGCCUGGAAUAACAGAAGGAUUUACUAGUCCAGCAUUAGGAACAAGUGCAGCAGGUGGAUUUACUGGCUUACCAAGUAGAAGUGGUUCAACAAGUCAAAUAAGUGAAGCAGGAAUUACUGGCUCAGGUGGUAGGCCUGGAAUAACAGAUGGAUUUACAAGUCCAGCAUUAGGAACAACUGCAGCAGGUGGAUUUACUGACUUACCAAGUAGAAGCGGUCCAACAAGGGGAUCCAGUGCAGUGUUAGGGAGACCUGGUACAUCAGAAAAUUUCAUUGACACUGAUUCAGAAUUCCCUCCUCUUACAUCUGAUAAUCUAGGAUUUGUUGAUUCAGGAAUCACACCAGCAGGACCAGGAGGAUUUACCACUUUUACUGAUGGGUUAGGUUCAACAAGGCUCUCUGAUCAAAUCAGUGAAUCUGGAGCAACAAGUGAAGUUGUUGGUUUACCAGGCAGGCCCAGUACUGCAGAUCUUAUUGGGCCAUCUGGUAAGCCUGAGUUGACAGGAUUUGUUAGCUCAUUGGCCAGCCCUACAGCAGUUGGAGGAAAACCUGGUACUGCAGGGAUAGGUUCUGAUUCAUCAAAUAAACCCAGUACCACUGGAGGAUUUAUUAGCUCCUUAGGUACCCCAGGCAUAACAGGAGGACUUACUAGCUCACUGGAUGAUCCUUCCUCAACUGGAGGAUAUACUAGUUCAGUAGAUAGACCAGGUACAACAGGUGGAAUCACUGAUUCAUCAGACUUGCCUGCUUUAGUAGGAGACAGGAUAUUGCCAUCAGACAAUGCCCCUGGUACUACUGCAGGAUUCCUUGGCUCAGCAGGUACCCCUGGAGUAGACCUAGGAACUGCUGGGGUAGUUUUUGAUCCUGCAGGUGGACAAGGCAUAUCAGAUUUCACAUCUUUAGUUACAAGACCAGAAAUAACUGAUGCAUUAACCUCUCCUGUAAGUGACCCUCUAUCACAAAGCAUAUCAACAAGUUUUCCAACUGAAACAUUAAUAUCAGCAGGAAUACCAGAUGGAACAUUAUUACCUUUGUCUGUAAAACCAACAAUUACUCCAGGGCAAACCUUCUCAGAGGUUGACUUUGGAACUUCUCCAAGUGUAAGUGACAGCUUUUCAGGUGAUACAGAAAGCAUUAUUAGCCAGUUAGACACGGCAGGGAGAAUUACAGUACCAGGUAUUGGUGAUGCACAGACCACUUCCUUUAGUGUAUCAGGCAGCCAGGGAACUUCACCUGUGAGUCCUCCAUUAGGUGGUUUGUUUGAAACAUUCCCAAGUCUGACAGAAGACCCAGCACGUGGGACAUUAGGCAUUCAAGUUGACCCAGAGAGUAUUAAUAGAGAAACUUCAACUGGGCAGUAUGAUCAGUCACAAGAUGCUAUUAGUCAAGAUACAUUCCAGGAUCAAGGACUACUCACAACCCAGCAAGGACUAACUAGACCACAGCUUUUCCAAGGUCAAGAAGAAUCUAUCUUGAAACAGACAGAUCCCGCACAGGUAUCAAGUGCAGGACUUGAUCAAGAUAGCUUUAGCAUUACUCAAGGUAUACUUAGUCAAGAUCAGUCACAUAAUGAACAACUUCUGGGUAAAGAUCCUACUCCAGGAUUGGCAGACUUAACUGGUAUAGUAUCAGGCCAAGUGAAUGAAGACCAAAGUCAAACACUGGGUUUUGUGCAGGGUCAGGGACAAGCAGAUCCUUCUACAGAAAGGCAGUCUAACCAGGGCUAUAGUUAUCCAGUUCCUUCAGAUAGUUUAACUCCAGGUUUAGGAAUUAAUACUGCAACAGGAUCACAAAGCACAAGUCAUGGAAAUGUUAUUCUGAUUACAGGAGAUCAAGGUAUCUCGUUCUCUGUUCAACAUCAAACACAAGGCUCAGAAAGAAAUGGUUUCAGAGGCAUAGGUAAUAUUGAUGAUAAUAGUAAUGUCUUGAUUUCACAAGGAACUUUCGCUAAUCAACCAUUCCAGAAUAAUGCUGAAUAUCAGACUUCUCAGGUAACAGAAAAUACAUUUUUGAAUAAUGAUGAUAAUAAUAAUAAUUUUGACAGUACAACAUUUGUAAUUGAUAAUUUAUCAUCUGCUGUUAAUCAGAAUCAGCCUGCGAGUAACUUUGUCAACAUAGUUUCUGAAGGUGGGCAAUCUUUACAAGGAUAUAAUUAUAAUGACCCAUCAGUAGAUAAUGUACAUUUGUUGAACUCCAUUUCCAUCGAUGAAGGCCAGACUCUGGGCCAGCCAGGAUCCCAGUCACUUUCAAAAAUUUCAGAUACACUUUCUAUCAAUGUUGCCUCCGGAGUUGGCUCUGUAGAUAGUCCUACUAGUCUUACCCAGCAGUAUAGCCCUCCAUCUAUAGACUUUUCUACUUCAGGACUUGGCUUACAUGGAAGUGAGUUAGGAAGCAUAGUUCAAAAACCUCUGGAUGGGAUAUCAGUAAAUAACCUACCAUCUACAUCACCUGUAUCAUUAACAGAUAGCCUUAAGCAAGAAGUCGUGGCUCCUGUAUCCCAUGCCAAACCAACAUUUAGUUUCGGUAGCCCACAGGAUAGUGUGUCUGCUAUUGACUUAGCAGCCCUGCAGCGAGGGUACUUACCUCCUGCAAAUGAAAUCUCUCAAAGUUCCUUUGUGCCCUCAACUGGACUUAGCCUACCUUCUAGUCUCCCCCUCAGUUCAACAACAUUGUUAAAUCUUCCCUCUGCAUUACCUUUUGAGUCAUCAGACUCAACAUCAUUUGGAUCACCAGGAUCACAAGGUUCAUCAUUGGCGGCAAGUUCACAAGGUCCAUCAUCAACUUCAACAUUUUCACAAGGAUCACAUUCAUCCUCUUCAUCAGGAUUAACUUUUCUUUCAAAUGCUAAUCAGUUUUCCUCUGUGGGAACCAGUUCUUUCAGUUUCCCCUCGGCAUCCCAGCCCUCCAGUGCACCAGCAGUCUUCUCCUUUAGUAGCACAUCCACAGGAUCUUCAUCCUCCCCUGCACUGUCCUCAGGUUCACAAGUAUCAUCUACUGGUUCCCAGACAUUUUCAUCUUUUUUGCCAACAUCAUCACAAGGUAAUAACAUCAACAUUGGAGAAGUUUCAUCUCCUCUCAGUUUGGGAUAUCUCCCUCCUGUUGGAGACUCCAGAAGAAAUAUACGUCAAACAGAGGAAGGACACAGCAAAAUUUAUGUUACCCCAAUACCAAACAAGGACCAAGGGCAGGUUGUUUCUGAGCAGCGAUCCAAUGGUGGAAGAGCUUUUAGACCAUCCCUGCUAUUUAAACAUGGUGACACUUCAGAUUUUCAGCCAAAAUCAUCAUCAAAUCGCUUUGGGAGGAUCUUCUUCCCUUCAGGUCGAAGGACUGAUGGCUUUCCCAUUACUUAUGUAGAUAAUACAAGGAGAUCCUUUGUAGCAAGUUCUAGUUCUCCAUUUAAUCCUUAUAAUAAAUACAGUCUCACCUGGAAGUCUUAGAGACUGGCCAUACUGGAUGUGCCUAAAAAUAUAACGUCAAGUCUAACAUAGUGGACUUUAGAAUUAGACGACAGUUGAAGUCGUAUUUUGGUGCGAUUAGGUUAAGUUAAUUGUUAGUCAUGUGUCAAAGUCUAACCCAAGGAGACAGUGCUGUGCACUGUUGAUGUACCAAGUCUUUCAAGACAAAUGUUUUGAAUCCAUCUUAAGGUUUUAACUAUAAAUCAACUUUUUUAAAAACCUGUCAGUUCUGAUUAAUUAAGUCUAUGGAUGUAACCUUAAGGAAGAGAGAAAUAUUUGUCUACAGCUAUCAGUAAAUUAUUAACAAAUAUCAUAUUCAUAAAACCGUACUCACAGCAGGCUAGUGAGAUUUGUUUUGUGUGUUAUUGUUGUUAUUGUUAGCAUACAUGUUCUUAUCUAUUAUAAUUAAUUACUUAAUAUAUGAAAAUAAAUUUCAUAAAUUAGAUUUUCUUUUCUUUUCUACACACCAGUAGGUUAUUCGUUACAUGCCUAUAGGAGUUUUCCUGAUUCCCAUUUCUUGUAAAUUAAGAAAUCCUGAGAAAACAGUUUAAACUCAAAUCACUCAAGCAUCAGAAUUAGUUUCAAUGCGUUUCUGUAUCAUAUUCGCAAGUAUGGUUUUGCCUUGGCAACAUGAAACAUGAAAAUGGCUGGGUAUCGAAUACUGAACGACGAAAAAAGGUACAAUCCUAAGAACACCAUGAGGUACAUCACAAACUCCAGACUGAAGAGGAAAUGUGUAGGAAGUAUCGAACUAAUAAAAUGCACAUUCAGUCAGAGAAAGAACUACGCCAAAAAUAGCUGAGAUGAAAAUAAAGUGGGGUAUUUGUGAGAGCCUGUCUGGAAAAGAAAGCAUUAAUUCGCUUUAACAAAUUUUAAAUUCCCCCCUUUCUCUCUGUCUCUCUAGGAUAGGAUAUUUUUUAUUCAUUUAUUAGAAUUAAAAUGUGAAAAAUAAAUAAUGUGCAUGGUAAAAUACAGAAAAAUUAUUUUUAUAAAAAUAUAGCAUUUUUUUCAUUGGUGAAGCAACAGGUUAUUUGGCCGUAGAUUUUAGAACGUUUUGAUUUGUUUGAUGUACUGAAUUUAGAGGCUAUAUUUCUGUUCAAUUAUUUUGUUUCCACUUAUAACUGAGGUAUGAGAACGUGUUUAACUUGUGUCCUUUUUAUUUG